Molecule: messenger RNA, 1026 nt
Organism: Rubroshorea leprosula
Lineage: Eukaryota; Viridiplantae; Streptophyta; Magnoliopsida; Malvales; Dipterocarpaceae
Source: the annotation of a GenBank genome assembly
CAGCAGGUUUCAUCCUACCCACAUUUCCAUCCCUCUGCAAAAUCUCCCUUCGUCCCUCGAAUUUUACUUCUCGGCUCUUCAAAUCAGAUCCUCCGUUCACUCAAAAUUUCUCCGGUUAGUUCGAUUUUGGUUUCUCGAUCGAAUUUUGAAGCAAAAGCUUGAAUCGAUCCUUGUGCUUCUGCUUUCAAUCGAUCCUUUCCAAUAUCUUCAAGUUUUUAUGCCAAAUCUUCGAUGGAAAGGAAGAAGAGCAAGAGUAACAAUAAAAAUCUUUCAUUUUAAGGCGAGCUAUUUUUUCAUCUCGAAACAAUAAAAAUGGGAAAAAGAAAAAGGAGUUGAUCCCAAUUAGGAUAGUCACUAGCCAGUUGAAAUGCUUGAGAUGCCCCCUGUUCAGGAUAUCUACCAGGCUCCUCAUUCUUGCUUCUAUUGUCACAAUACAAUGGUGACAAGAAGAUUGAUCAGGUGUAAGAAAUACCCAUCAAUGGAGUUGAGAGGUCUCUUCCAGUAUCUAGUGAAUCAGUUAAAAAAGGGGCAAGGAAUUGAGCUUGUUCUCCUGCAGGAGCUGAUUCAACAAAUGGCAAAUGUCCAGUUCACUGAGGACCUAACUAAGGAGCAGUUGGAUGCUAUGGCAGGUAGUGAAACUCUUCAGUAUCAGGCAAUAUCAUUUGGUGUAACUAGAAAUAAUAAGGUUAUUUGUCAAAAUUUUGAUUUUAGGCCCUGCAUUGUGCAAUUUAUGUUGCAAAUUAUUCGAUGUCCCUUUUAUCAUUAGGACGUUCCCCCUGCUAUAAUAGCAUGUCUGGUUGAUUGUUUUGAUUGCUUGAGUCAAAAACAAUUAUUCUUUUGUCACUUUCUUUGUCUUAUAAUUGGAUCUUAGGCAAAUGAAGCCUCCAACAAUGAAGCCCCUACCUGCUUGCUAUUAUCGAACAUGAUUUAUUCUUUCAUAAAGAAUUGAUCAUUUGAUAAUUGUGAUUAAUUUCACCCUCUGAUGAGUUUCUGUUAUGCAUUUCUACUGUAUGUUUUGCUUUGCAU